Molecule: messenger RNA, 696 nt
Organism: Populus euphratica (Euphrates poplar)
Lineage: Eukaryota; Viridiplantae; Streptophyta; Magnoliopsida; Malpighiales; Salicaceae
Exons: 1
Coding region: 1-696 (231 amino acids)
Biological process (GO): defense response to other organism
Cellular component (GO): plasma membrane
Source: RefSeq, a predicted model, not a curated record
AUGGAGCAUCCUGAUAGCUACAACAAUCGUACAACUUCCAAUCGGCAGCCAGCCCAGCAGUCCUUUCAAAUUCACUCCCCCCCUUCCAAUGCCACUCGGCCUGUUGGGUCAAGGAAGAGCUCUUCCUUUGUUCCCCGGUUAACGUUGAUGGUGGUGAUGUUUUUCUUCAUACUAUGCUUGAUCAUCUUCAUUGCAUGGCUUGUCAUACACCCUCUUGAUCCUGCUAUUCGACUCAAUUCCCUAUCUGUCUCCAACAUCACAGUCUCUAAUCCUCAAUUUGCUGCAAAUUACGACAUCGAAUUCACUGUGAAUAACACUAACAAGAAAGUAAACUUGUUCGUCGACCAAGUCGAAGUCAUGGUGAAUUAUAGAAAAGGCCGCCUUUCCAGUAAGAUUCUUGGAAAAAGUGAGUAUCUUGUAAAGAUGAGUGAGGCAAGGUUGAAGGUUGAGUUAGGAAGGGACGCGGUUUGUUCGUUGAAAGAUAAAGUUUUUAAGGAUAUAAGUGAUGAGUGGAGCAAAAAGAUGGUAAAUUUCAAUGUCAAAUUGUUUGUUAGUGCAGGAUUUGAAAUUGGUGUUCUGCCAACCAAGCAAAGAACCAUGGAGUUUCAGUGCAUGAAUUUACCUGUUGAAUUCUUCUCUACAAAGGGGACAGGGAAGCUCAUGAGCGGAGGGAAGGAUUGCUUGGUUCAUGCCUGA